UCAGUGUUGAGAGUUCAUGUUGACGGCGAGGAGGUGUAUGUACGCCGUGUAUGUCAUUUCAUAGAUUUUAACCUUAUUUUCCCGUCCAAUCAGAGCAAUCGUCAUUUUUUAACAAUUUACGGCGUUGGAUUCGUUGGCGUUGGUGACUCCGGUUUGAUGUAAAGGGAGAGCUUUUAACUCAACCAGCUGCCACCAUGAGCUCUGUACGAUUGUCCAUGCAGUCUCUCAUGCAGAUGUUCAAUGAACGAAAAGAAGAAUUUUUCCGUGACAUCGAUAACGUCCACAUGGUAUGGCUUGGGGAGAUUCAUCAGGAGGCCAAUCACAUGUUCUCUAGGGAUUUUAAUACUGAGCCAGAGUUAAUGCCCAAAACACCAUCUCAAAAGAAGAAUAGCCGCAGGAAGCGUGUGUCUAUUGGUCGCCAGGAAGAGGGUCAAGCCAGGAGAAGGUUCUCUAAGGGAAGACGGAGUAAUGUUGGAAGUUCCUCUGUCAAGUCACUGAACUUCAUUGCAGAAGAAGCAGCCUCUGUAGCUCAAAGCAGCGCACGACCUCAACGCACUACUCGCAGAAACAAACAAACCAAGGCGGAAGUGGAUGCGGACCAGCCUCCUCCUGGAAGCUGUGACAGCGUAGAGGAGUGUAAUAAAAAACCAGAGCUGGUUGAGGUUGAAGAUGUGGAUGUGGAUACAAACAGUGACGUCAAACCAGACGAACCAUGUGACCGAAGCGCAAUCCCAUCACCCAAUGUUGUUGUCGUCAUCCCUGCAUCGGAGCGUUUGUCUACAGAGCACGAAGAACAGCCCCAGUCUUCUCCUCCUGGCCGUGCAGCUGCUAAAAUCGCCAUUGCGGGCAACACCAGAAGCUCCCGACGGAGCUCUGUGAGGUGUUCCCUCAAGGUGCGUCACUCUCUGGCAGGCUUACGUCACAGUAUGACGCAGGAGUCUCUGCGCCGUUCCUCGCGGCGCUCCAUGAUGAAGAGGAAGGAAGCUCGCUUGGGCAGCUCGUCGUGUAGCAGCAACGUUGAUGGUGAGAAUGGAGAUAUUUCAAAUGAUUCUGUGGAAGAGACUGCAGAAGUAGAAUCCGAACCUGUAAUGGCUGAGCCAGAAGUUACAGUGGCUGACAAUUUGAGGCAUUCUCGUCAGGCGCAUAUGCAGGAUACCCAGAGUGUACAACCAUCUCUGGUACGCAUUACUCGUUCCGUGGCUGCUAACUCCCCCAAACUGGCCCCUCCACCGCUGUUUAUUACCCCUGACAGGAGCGCUCUGGUCAAGAGAACAGUUGUCACUGACAAGCAACAGACUCCACAAACAAGCUUGAGGUUAAGUCAGAGCAUCAAACGCAAAGCACCAGAUACUGUGGAUGAAGGUCCAAAAAGGUCCUCUCCUCCCAAGAAGAGUCAUAGUGUUACAAGACCCAAUAUGAGGUCUUUCCUCCACACUGUGCAGAAGAAUCAGAGGCUGAUGAUGACUCCAAAUUCCUUCAGUCGUAAUACUGUCGUGAAGUCCUUCAUUAAGCACAAUACACCCCUCAAGAUUGAUCCUAAGUUGAGCACGCCUAUAGUGGCUAAAGAGCGUCAAAAGCUGGAGGCACUUAAAAAGAAGCAGGAACAAGAAGAGGAACGGAUGAGGAAAAUGGAGGAGGAGAAGAAAAAGAAACAAGAGGAAUUCAAAAGGAAGAGGGACGAGAGGCUAAGAAAGGUGUUUGAGGCCAAAGUGAAAGAAGAGCUGAGGGAAGAAGAAAAGAAAAAGAAGGUUGAACAAAAAAUGGCCAAUAUUGAUGAGAAAAAUGAUAAGCGUCAGGCUGAAGAAAAGGCCAAAAAGAAAAUUGCCACUAAACGUCUGGAGGAGCUUGAGCAGAAACGCAAGCUGGAAGAAGAAACUAGGAGAAAGAAGAUUCAGCAAGCAGAGGAGGAAAAGCGUCAGCAAGAGUUGCUGGCUAAGAAGGCCAAGGAGGAAGAAUUGAAAGCUCGGAAACUGGCGGAAGCCCGCAGAGCAUGGGAGCAGGAACGUGAGAGAGAGCUGGAGAGAGAACGACAAGCUGCUGCUGAAAGGGAGCGAGCUGAAAGAGAGAAGGCUCUCGCUCUGCAACUAGAACUGAAGAGAGCAGCUCGAGAGAAGGAGAUGAGAGAAGCGGAGGAGAAAAGAAAAGCACUUGAGGAAAAAAGAAUACAGGAGGAACAGAAAAGGUUAGCUGCAGAAGAGAAAGCUGCUGAAGAACGAGAAGCUGCUGCUGCUGCUGCUGCUGCUCAACAGGCUGCCAAUGCAAAGACUGCUGCUGCCCUGAAUAUGACCAUGGAUAUUGAGAAUUCUGUAAGGACCACACCUACAGGAAAAGGGGUUAACCUUAACGUUACUGUGGAUAUUGAGAAGUCACCACAGUCGUACUCCAUCACUCCAAAGGGUGGGAAAACGAUGCCAUUGUCUAAAAACCCAGAAGACUAUGGGAUGGACCAAAACAGUGAUGAUUCCACUGAUGAUGAGUCUGCUCCAAGAAAGCCUAUUCCCUCUUGGGCAGAAGGUCACAAUCUACAGCAGAUAAUUAUGAAACAGUACUACAGUCCUCCUGACUUGGACUCUUUCUUUGGAACAAUUGAGGCACCAAAGCUGGAGAACAUCUUUUACAAGAGCAAACCUCGCUACUUUAAACGCACCAGCUCUGCUGUGUGGCACUCACCUCCUAUUGGAAAAAAGUAACGGGUGCACUGAUGUAGUGAUGCCGUGCUGUACAAAUUGUUUGUUUUAAAUUGUCUUUCCAAUAAAAAUGUUUUGUGAGCUGUU
Messenger RNA from Doryrhamphus excisus (bluestripe pipefish), 2774 nucleotides. Its product is annotated as inner centromere protein A-like. Gene Ontology annotation, biological process: metaphase chromosome alignment; mitotic cytokinesis; meiotic spindle midzone assembly. Gene Ontology annotation, cellular component: nucleus; kinetochore; midbody. Lineage: Eukaryota; Metazoa; Chordata; Actinopteri; Syngnathiformes; Syngnathidae. The record is from RefSeq and is a predicted model, not a curated record.